This is a messenger RNA of Corylus avellana, 905 nucleotides long. RefSeq names its product MIZU-KUSSEI-like protein (Protein of unknown function, DUF617). Gene Ontology annotation, biological process: hydrotropism. NCBI's taxonomy places the organism in Eukaryota, Viridiplantae, Streptophyta, Magnoliopsida, Fagales, Betulaceae. The record is from RefSeq and is a predicted model, not a curated record.
UGUUGGUGAUCAUCCACAAUGACCAAGACCGACGCUCUCCGUCGAUUCCUCCCUUCUUGCUUCUUCUCCGCCACACCCACGAACGCCACCACUGCCACCAUCACCAAGAGACGCCUUAGCACCUCCCUCAGGGACGACACUGACCCAGAAACCAAGAGCCAAGACCAAGACUCCUCUACCUCCAACGACACCGUUUCUGCCUGCACCACCACCACCACAACAACGACUGCUGCUCCUCUUGUCCACCCUCGCCCCUCCCGGACCAUGGUGGUCGGGACCAUCUUCGGGCCCCGCCGCGGCCACGUCUGGUUCUGUGUCCAGCACGACCGCCUCUCCUUCAAGCCUACCCUCCUACUCGAGCUCUCCAUCGUCACCCACCAGCUCGUCAAGGAAAUGCGCAGCGGGCUCGUCCGGAUCGCGCUCGAGUGCGACGAAUCCGAGCUUGGAUCCUGCCCGCUCCGCUCGGUACCCGCCUGGACCAUGUACUGCAAUGGCCGCAAGCUCGGGUUCGCGGCCAGGAGGAAGGCAAGCGAGCGGGUCAAGUCGAUGCUCAGGACCAUGCAGUCAACGACGGUCGGAGCAGGGGUCAUUCCGGCAGGGUUCGGAUCGCCGGGAGACGAGGAGGUCAUGUACAUGAGGGCCAACUAUGAGCACGUGGUGGGGAAUUCGGACUCGGAGUCGUUCCACCUUGUCAGCCCGGACGAGUGCCCGGGUCAAGAACUCAGCGUGUUCUUGCUUAGGUCGAGGAAUAUAUAGGAACCUUGUUUGAAUAAAAGAGGAAAAAUUAUUUAAAGAAAAUUGAUUGUUUUCUUGCUCUUGGAUUUGAAAAUGUUUGCCAGGAUUCUCUUGAAUCUUGGAAGAGGGGGUUUCUUUGUAACUAGAUUUUUCUUUUAGAAGAGUAUAGC